AUGGCGCUGCGGGACGAGCACGAUUUCUUAAGCGAGAACGAGCGCCAGUUUCUGGCUAACUGCCUGCGCCAGCCACCGCAUGUACGAGCCGAUGGACGGGAGCUGCUUCAGCAACGUCAGAUUCGGGUUCAGUUUCGUCGCAAUGAGAGUGAGAGCCAAGCAGAAGUACAGCUCGGCCGAACUCGCGUAAUUGGCAAUGUACAUGGCGAGAUCGUGCCGCCUUUUCCAGACCGCCCGACCGAAGGCUUUCUUCAAUUUUCCGUGGAAUUGUCCCCGAUGGCGUCACCCAAUUUUGAUCUGUCGACCUCUGUAGGCCGUGGUUCUGCUUCUUCCGUUGCAGCUGCAGAGCUGGCGCGACUGAUCGAGCGCAGUGUUCGCGAUAGCCGUGCCCUCGAUACAGAAGCGCUUGCUGUGGUUGCUGGCGAAAAGGUUUGGGCCAUCACUUGCAACGUUCACGUGGUGGAUCACGGCGGUAAUCUCGUCGACGCUGCGUCUCUUGCAGCUGUUGCAGCUCUCAUGCACUACCGGCGACCGGAGGUCGCAGUGAUGAAAAGUAAUGACCACAAUAGUGGCGUCACUGUGUACAGCGUGGAUGAGCGUGCAGCAGUGCCAUUGAGUCUUCAUCACAUCCCCGUCUCCAUCUCGUUUUGCUUUCUGGAAUGCACUGCCAACGUGCGAGGUUCCAAUCAAAAUGAGGAUGAUGUUGACAAGCACAUUAUCUUCAUGGAUCCGUCUGACCGAGAAGAACGCAUUACGGAUGCGCGUAUGAGUCUUACUUUCAACUCGUUCCGUGAGCUUUGCGCUGUGCACAAAAUCGGCGGGGCAGCUGUUUCGCCGACUGUUGUGCUGAGGUGUGCGAAUGUGGCAGCGGCGCGUGCGAUUGAGCUGACGACGUUCUUGAAAGAGGAGGAAGAGAAAGCAGACAAAGAGGCCGUGCAGCGCCGGCGCGCAUUGCUUCGAGGGCUGGCAUUCGCGGAUGUUUCGUCGACGGUGGACGAAGCUCGUGCCACUAGAAGCGUUGAAGAGGUGGAUCUUGGCCCGAUGACAGAUUUUUCGGUUCUGCAUGCUCCGAUUGCAUUGCGGGAUGACCCCACGAAGGAGGAGAUUACACAACAGGUCACAUCAAUGGCGGAAUUCCUAGAUUCGCUCGAGACUGCCGCCGAUCUCGCGAAGGGGGAGCUGGUGCCCGCUGCGACAGGUCUUGCGAUGACGGAUGCAGCUCGAUGUGAGUUCCGCCGACUGGCUGGUAGCGAAAAGAUACAAACUUUGAUCAGCGGUGGCGACAAGGCGCAGUCAACUCCUUUUCGAUCCGCUACAAAAAAGCCUGUUGACAACGACAGCGACAGUGAAGAAGAGGGAGGUGUGAUUCGGAGCGACUUCAGCACGGCAUUACAAAGAGAUGAAAGCGCUCGUGCGAAGCCGAGCAAGGAAGAAAAGAAAGAGAUUGUGGCGCAGAGCUCUGAUGAAGACGAAGACGAAGACAUGGAUCUUAGUGUCGCCGUUAAGCGAAAGAUUGGUUGA
Molecule: messenger RNA, 1521 nt
Organism: Hyaloperonospora brassicae
Lineage: Eukaryota; Oomycota; Peronosporomycetes; Peronosporales; Peronosporaceae
Source: the annotation of a GenBank genome assembly